Molecule: messenger RNA, 2175 nt
Organism: Cyclocybe aegerita
Lineage: Eukaryota; Fungi; Basidiomycota; Agaricomycetes; Agaricales; Hemipholiotaceae
Source: the annotation of a GenBank genome assembly
AUGGCUGAAUCUCUCUCUAACGAACUGUUUGAAGAGCUGGGCUCGUCGUGCCGCGGUCAGGUGUACCGGCGAGGUGAUCCAGGAUUCGGCGACUACUCGACCAUCUUCAAUGGCAACGUAGUCACUCACUCUACGGCCGUCGUAUGCCCUUUAGAUGCAGAGGAUGUUAGCAAGAUUCUCUUAUUUUGCUCGAAGCACUCACUCUCUCCGUCAGUCAAGGCAGGUGGCUACGGGACCGCAGGCUGGGCUAUUGGGGGCGACAUCAUCAUCGACGUGAGCAAGCUCGUCGAAGUUGACAUCGAGAUCCCCAAAGCCGACGGCUCGUUCACGAGUCUGCGUGACGUCGCCGCUGCGAAUAGCAAAGGGAAAAAUGUCCAGCAAUCAUCUACCGAAGGCUCUGGAAAGCGACGCCGUGAAGAGGAUGCGAACCUUCGCAUGUACGACAACGCGUCCCUUUCUGUUGCAUCUUUUUUACGCGGGCCUCCCGGCAUGGGGUCAGCAAUCGACGGGCCCUCCCCUAGCGUACGUCGACGCCUGGAAGCUCCUGGCUCUUCCUCGUCGUCUUUGCUAUCUGCAGAGACACCUUCGAGGCAGAUAUCAGGAUCCUCGGGCUCUUCUAACUCUGAACUGAGCGAUGGAAUCUCUAAUUCGUCCCGAGAGCAGUCUGCUUCGACGUUCGCCACCACACCGUCUCCGCCACCUGCUACUCAAAGUUCCGGAAUCGAUACCACUCUAGUUGGGCAGGGGAUUGGUCUGGCGUCGUCUCCUUUUUCGUCCACCGCAAAUCCCUUCGGCUACCUUGAUACCCCAAUCAACCGGGUUCCCGCCCCACCGCCGACGAUGUUGCAAACUCCAUAUACCCAAGCGCCUCCACCGCUAACAUCUUGGACUCCUGGACCGAAUACGAGUUUCUCAAAUAUACCGGGAUCGUUCGAGCAAGUGCAAAUUCCGGCGCAAGUGGAACCAAUCUACAAACACGCCUACGUGACCUUUGGUGCAGGCAUGCGCCAGAAAGAAAUCGACAUCUUUACGGCGCAGAACAAACUCGAAGCAAAUUAUAUCACGGGUACCGGAGACGGCGUCCCUUACCACGUACCUUUCGCGGCACACCCCGUGGGGUCUUCCAUUAUGCUUCUCGGCGGCUUCGGGUUUCUGAGCCGCUUGCAUGGACUCAGCAUUGACAACCUCGUUGAGGUAGAAAUGGUCCUCGCCGACGGAAGGAUAAUUGUGGUUAGCGAGAACGAGUAUCCAGAUCUCUGGUGGGCUGUCAGAGGUGCUGGCCCUUGCUUCGGAGUGGCCACGCGGUACAAGGCGAAAGCCUACCCAGUUCCUGUCGUAUUUGCGGGAAAUCUCAUCUACCGCUUUAACAAGGCUACGGCGCCUUCCUUAAUCAAGCAUUUCCGCGACUGUGUCAAAGGCGCUCCGAGGGAGCUCUACGCCAACGUCCUUCUCACCGCGGGUCCGGCGGGCAAAGACUCCUUAAUGGUCGUCCAGAUGUGCUACGUUGGUUCACGCGAGAAGGGUCAAGAGUACCUUGCGGCGAUUUCGUCCUGGGACGGCGAGAGGUGCCUCCUCAACGAGGUCGAUGAGAAGAGCUUCUUACACCAACAGGAUAGCGUUGCCCAAGUGCUGCGCGGAAAAGCCGGGCGCCAGUGGUUCAUCCGCUCUGCCUUGAUUUCCUCCCUUCCAGAUGACAUCGUCAACGAGACAGUGAUGCAGUUUGCAGAUACUCCUGUUGGGUGCACGUGGCUAUUUGAGCUUGCCGGCGGGGCAAUCGGCGACUUUGAAGACACGAGCGUGCCGAAAUCUCAGCGCGAAGCUUCAUUCACAAUCGCCGCUCUCCAUCAAUGGGAGAUGGACGUUCAUGACGAUCAAUGCGUCGACUCCGCGGAAGAGUGGAUUUCGGGCACUUUAAAGCCAGUUCAUAUCGGAGGUCCGUUCCCCAGUUUCCUCGGCCGCCACGAGCCACCCGAACGCACCAAGGCUUGCUUCGGCGAGAAUUGGCAACGCCUGAGCGAAAUCAAGAAGUUCUACGACCCUAACAAUCUGUUCCGCAACACCUUCUGGCCCCUAGAUGCGGCUGGGGAAGAAGUGGAAGCUCACACCCAUGAACCACCCACACCGCCAUUCCUCCCCACCUCAAUUCGCGGUCAGAAACGCAAGAUCUUUAUAUGA